CCUCUGCUCAUCUCAUCUCACUAUCUCAGCCAUGCCGGCGCCCAAGACGUUCGUGCUCUACCCGUCGCUGGGCGUGGGCCACCUGAAUCCCAUGGUGGAGCUGGCCAAGCACCUGCUCCGCCACGCCCACACCGUCGUCAUCGCCGUCGUCGACCCGCCCGACAGCGACGCCGUCUCGGCCGACGCGGUGGCGCGCCUCGCCGCGGCCAACCCUUCCAUCGCAUUCCGUCUCCUGCCCGUCCCGCCCAGCCCUGACCACGCCGCGCACCCGGUCAAGCGCAGCCUCGACACGCUCCGCCUCGCCAACCCCGUCCUCCGCGACCUCCUCCGCUCCCUGCCCGCCCCCGGCGCCGACGCCCUCCUGCUCGACAUGUUCUGCGUCGACGCGCUCGACGUCGCCGCCGAGCUCGACGUCCCGGCAUACUUCUUCUUCGCCUCCGCGGCCGGCGCGCUCGCCGUCCUCCUGGACCUCCCGCACAGCUACCCCGAGCUGCCGUCGUCGUUCAAGGACAUGGGCGAGGCGCUGGUGCGCAGCCCCGGCAUGCUGCCGAUCCGCGCGGUGGACAUGCCGCUCAUGGUGCAGGACAAGGAGAGCGUGACGACCAAGGUCCGGCUGCACCAGUUCCGGCGGAUCCCCGAGGGGAGGGGCGUGCUCGUGAACAGCUUCGACUGGCUGGAGCCCACCGCGCUGAGAGCGCUCGCGGACGGCGUCUGCGUGCCCGGCCGGCCCACGCCCAGGGUUUACUGCAUCGGGCCGCUGGUGGAUGGAGGCGGCGAGGAGCGGCGGCACGAGUGCCUCGCGUGGCUGGACGCGCAGCCGCGGCAGAGCGUCGUGUUCCUCUGCUUCGGCAGCAAGGGCGCGUUCUCGGCGGCGCAGCUGAAGGAGAUCGCUAGUGGACUGGAGAGCUCCGGGCACAGGUUCCUGUGGGCGGUGAGGAGUCCGCCGGAGGAGCAGAGCGAGUUCCCCGAGCCGGACCUUGAGCGGCUGCUUCCGGCGGGGUUCUUGGAGAGGACGAGGAACAGGGGCAUGGUGCUCGGCAGCUGGGUGCCGCAGGCGGAGGUGGUGCGGCACGAGGCGGUCGGCGCCUUCGUGACGCACUGCGGGUGGAACUCAACGCUAGAGGCGAUCAUGUCUGGGCUGCCGUUGAUAUGCUGGCCGCUCUACGCAGAGCAGGCGUUGAACAAGGUGUUCAUGGUGGAGGAGAUGAAGAUCGCCGUGGCGCUGGAGGGAUACGAGAAAGGAAUGGUGGAGGCUGAGGAGCUCGAGGCGAAGCUGAGGCUGGUCAUGGAGACGGAGGAAGGGAGGAAGCUUAGGGAUAUGCUGGUGGUGGCGAGGAAGAUGGCGUUGGACGCGAUCGGCGAAAGCGGGUCCUCUGAAGCGGCAUUUGUCGAGUUUCUGAGGGAUUUGGAGAAUAGCACCAUGGAGAGCCCAGUUGAUCGAUCAGGCCGUGUGACUAAUGAACUUUGAAGGAAAGGUAGUAGUAACAACUUAUAUAGUUCAGACAACACAAAUUUUCUCAUCAGCUCAUUGCACCAAAACAACAAGGCGCUAGGCAUGUUCUAACAUAUACAACACUUCAUUGUGACUCUCAAUUCCGAAUCGAUGCAUUGUACUGAAAUGUGUAGCAUAUUGUGAUACAGUAUAACUGGGGAAAUAUGAGCUUGAACCUUUCACUGGCUCAGUUUGAAAUUUGCAA
Lolium rigidum is the source of this 1697-nucleotide messenger RNA. Its product is annotated as anthocyanidin 5,3-O-glucosyltransferase-like. The record is from RefSeq and is a predicted model, not a curated record. NCBI's taxonomy places the organism in Eukaryota, Viridiplantae, Streptophyta, Magnoliopsida, Poales, Poaceae. Bases 32 to 1468 code for a protein of 478 amino acids. The transcript has a single exon. Gene Ontology annotation, molecular function: UDP-glycosyltransferase activity.